Molecule: messenger RNA, 3081 nt
Organism: Cladocopium goreaui
Lineage: Eukaryota; Dinophyceae; Suessiales; Symbiodiniaceae
Source: the annotation of a GenBank genome assembly
AUGGCCAUGGACUCGGUACAACAUCAAGAGCUGCAGGAGGCCACACCUGAGGAAACAAUCGAGAAAUGCCGGCAGAUCCAGGCUACGGAGCUCAAGAGCAGCUUAACAGAAGAGGACAUCGAUCAGAUCGUUCAUCGGAACCUGCCAAAGGCAGAAAAAGUGACGAUCAGAACCUAUGACCCAGAUGGCCGGAAGCUGGGUUCCUGCGAGAAGAUCGUAGAAGCCGCCCUCGGAUUGCAGGAGCCCGGCAGUGAACGGCCCAGCUUGGCGAGCGAGGAGAGUGACCCAGGUGUACCUGAAGAAGGGCGUAGUUUAGGCUCCUUGGCUCGCAGAGCCUUGGAGGAGGCUCCUUGGAUUCCCGACGAAGAGGAGAAGGUCAUCCUGGUUCGGGCCAUCAAGCGCCUGCGCCAACGCCUGGCGAUUGAGUCCCUGUCCUCGCAACAGAAACAGCUGGAGAGGUUGGAGAAAGCUGAGGUGAGCCCCGCUGACAACGCUGUCAGCCAGGCUCACAAUAGCUUGGAAGCCAAAUCGGAGGCUCCACCUUUGCAUGCUCGAUGCUCCAAUCCAAUGAUUGUUGCCGAAUAUCAGAUUGCCAAGGGGGAGGAGCUGGAAACUCCGCCUGCCCACACCCAACGGCGUCGCGGAAUUCUGCGAACCUCCUCAUCUCUGCCUGCGACGGGGACGAAUGUGCCCGACCUGACUCAACUGCCAAUGAAUUCAACCACCGCUGCAGCGGCCUUCCGUGGCUUUUCCUUCCCAAAGGAGGGGGAGAGUCCAGAUUCCAAGACGUCUAGCUCACCUGCAUCUCCCAGAUCUCCCCGAAAUCCCUUGCGACUGCCUGGCAAUCUGAAGCCUCGCAUGUCCAUGGUGUCCAUCGCGGACGAGGAGGAACUGGUAGAGAUUGAUGAGGGGAGCCGAACUCCUCCAACCCCAAGGAAGUCCACGUCCUUGUCGGAAUCAAGCACCACUGCACUGGAAACAGCCAGAUCUUCGGUGGCGCGGAGCAGCGUCUUUCUGAAGUCUCCGCGGCAUAGCUUGGCCAACAUGUUUCGCUGGAAGCGAUCAGAGGUGUCCAUGGGCGAACGGCAACGCUCGGACCUGGAGCUGGGCCACCUGCUGGGGCACCUGCUGCUGGAUGCCCAGCGCAGGGGGAGCAUCCCCGAACUGCUGCGGAAGGAGGCCCCAGCUGCGCCAGCAGAACCGGACUUCUGCUUAGAUGCGGACCCGCUGCUGUCUCCCAGGCCGGAGAAACUGGAGAGCGAGAAGAGGACUCCAGCCGACGAGGGUCAGGAGCUGCAAGAGGGUACCAGCCAACCAACCACACCGGUCACGCCUGCCACAGAGGCUAUGGCUACCACCGCUUCCGAAGAGGAAGAGCAGAGGUGUACAGAAUGGAUGGAUGGCUAUCUUCAAACCGCUCGAGAGGAAAAUGAGGCCCAGAUGAGCCGAUUACAGGAGUCUUUGCGAGAAAGCCUGCGGAAGUUUGAUGAGAAGAUGGAUGCCUUCACCCAGAGAUUCAGCGACUUAGAGGAGGAAGUCCUACAUUCAAAGGAGAAGCGAGAACCGGAGGAGACCGACGGCCUGAAGGAAGCUGUGCAGAAGCAACAGAAUGCCCUGAAGAGCAACGUGAGAUCUCUCCAGAUCCAAAUGGAGGGCUUGGAGCAGGCUCAGGGUGAGCUGCUGCAACAGCUUCGGAAGGCCGGAGCCAAUCGGAGUUGGGGACAGGUCCAACGUGCGGAAAGCCGAUUUGUCGAAUCCCUGGAGAAGCAGGUGGCAGUGCAUCAGGCGCAAGAACUCGGCUCUCCCAGCAGGCCAGAAGCUGUUGCGAAGUUGGAGGAAGCCUUCGGCAAAUUGCUGGAGCAGCAUGAUCAGCAGCUUGGUGAAGCGUUUCUUCCACCUGGAGAUGGAGAGGGGUGGAUCACUGGCUGGAAGCCCAACUGGGGCAGACGAACAGCCGACAAGAGCAGUACUUUGGCAGCUGGGCGCUGCGCCUUGAAGGAGUUGCUACGUCAGAACUGCAUGUCCACCGAAGAUCUGGGAAUCACCGUGUCGAGCCUCUCCGAGUUGCACGAGAGGAUCUCUAUAGGCUUCGAGGGCACCAAGGAAGAACUUCUGGAGCAGAUGAGGGUCCUGCGCGACGGCAACGAUGCAAAAUUCGCUGCAGUGCAGGAGUUGUCUGAUGUGUUCUUAGAUGCAAGCUCACAGCAAGAGCGAAUCUUCCAUCAGUUGCAGUCGAGCCUGAAGGAACUGGACAAAAAGCUCUUUGGCUCGGCAGUGUUGUUGGUCGGCGAGGAAGAGGCAUCCGAGCUUCAAAAGCUUCAAGAUCAACUUAAGGAGGACCAGUCCAGGCUGGCAGCGGAGCUGAAUGUCCUUCGUGAAAGCAACGAUGGGAAGUUUGCAGCACUGCAGGAUGCCACGUCGCAGCAGGAAAGAAUAUGCAACCAGUUGCAAUCAAAUUUAACCAAAAAGUUGGUUGGUGCGGAAGAGGCACGGGCAUCCGAGCUUCAAAAGCUUCAGGAUCAACAAAAGGAGGACCAGUCGAGGCUGGCAGAUCAGCUGAAUGAAUGGACCGGCAAGUUUGACCAGUUGGACAUCAGGUUCCACAACUUUGAGGAUGCCAUGGAAACACGGCGAGCAGCUCAGCAGCGCGAAGUGGAUCGACUGUUUACUGAGCUGCAGCGCUCCUUCGACAAGUUGGAAGGCACGCAGAAGACCAUGCUUGCAGAUACUCUUCCUGAGGUUGCAAGCGCUUUAGUGCAGCCGAUUCAGAGGGAUGUUGGAAAUCUCAAGGAGAAGCUGGAAGGGUUCCAAAGCACCAUCUAUGAACACGCAGAUCUCGGAUCGUUUCCGGGGGCACGAGGUGGCUUUGCUGCAUUGUGGCGCCAUCCUAGUCCCAGAAUUGGUGGGUUUUGCUUUUGGCAGAACAGGACGGCAAUGGACGGCAUUGCGAAACAUUCCAACCAACCCAUGUCUCGGCUGUUGAGUCCGUUUUCAAGGUUGGAUAAGGAGAUCCAGAACCUCAGUCGCAUUAAUCGCAGGACUUCGCGGUUGCCACAAUUGAUCCUGAUCUCUCUUGGAUGA